AACCUCUUACCAUGUCAUCCUUUUUCCUCCAUUUAUAGCCCCAUUCCGAAGCUUCCAUUCCUCACCAUUACACAAAACCCAUCUAAUUAUUCAAACAAAUUUUCUCUUUGCAUUAUUUUUCCUUCUUUAAUUCCCAAUAUGAAGAACUCCGGCGAUUCCACUGUCAUCGACGUGCCCCCAACUGCUGGCAGCAGCAGCAAAAAGAAAGCGGUUGUUUCCACAGCUGCUCCCCAGCAAGCCAGUGGAGGGGUGAAGCGGGGGCUCUCCAUAUUCGACUUCGUCAUCAGGCUUGGCGCUUUGGGCGCCGCCUUGGGAGCCGCCGCGGCCAUGGGAACAAGUGAUGAAACUCUCCCUUUCUUCACUCAGUUCUUCCAGUUUGAAGCUAGCUAUGAUGAUCUCCCUACUUUUCAAUUCUUCCUCAUAGCAAUGGGAAUUGUAGCAGGCUACCUGGCUCUCUCGUUACCUUUCUCGAUCGUUUGCAUUGUCCGCCCCGGUGCAGUCGGACUCCGAUUGCUUCUUCUCAUCCUCGACACCGUGGUUCUCACAUUGGCGACGUCAGCAGCCGCCGCCGCAGCCGCCAUAGUGUACCUGGCCCACGACGGCAACUCCAGCACCAACUGGCUGGCGAUCUGCGACCAGUUCGAAGAUUUUUGCCAGAAUAUUAGCGGUGCGGUGAUCGGCGCUUUCAUUGCUGCCCUUCUGAUGAUGUUCCUCAUCUUGUUAUCUGCUUUUGCCAUCAGAAACACUCACUAAACGCCGCCGGCGGGGGUAGCGGACGUUCACCGGUCCGAUCUUUGUGUUAAAUAUUUCGUAUUGAAUGUCUUUGUGUUGUAAUUUUACCCUUUCCCCCUUCUAAUCACUCUCUGUCUUGGUUUGGUUGGUCAUGGAAAAUUUGGUUAAAUAUUAAAAGUGUAAUUUUUGUGCUUAA
Cucumis melo (muskmelon) is the source of this 928-nucleotide messenger RNA. Its product is annotated as casparian strip membrane protein 2. The record is from RefSeq and is a predicted model, not a curated record. The coding region runs from base 139 to 753 and encodes 204 amino acids. The transcript is spliced from 3 exons. NCBI's taxonomy places the organism in Eukaryota, Viridiplantae, Streptophyta, Magnoliopsida, Cucurbitales, Cucurbitaceae.